Molecule: messenger RNA, 3630 nt
Organism: Corticium candelabrum
Lineage: Eukaryota; Metazoa; Porifera; Homoscleromorpha; Homosclerophorida; Plakinidae
Exons: 5
Coding region: 9-3104 (1031 amino acids)
Biological process (GO): signal transduction
Molecular function (GO): protein binding
Source: RefSeq, a predicted model, not a curated record
GCGAGUGUAUGGUCAGGAAAGGCAGUCCUGACAAAGGUGUAGCACUGCUUAGAGAAUCUCUAAGUAUCAAUAGGACUGCCUUUCCUAUCGACAAUUCCAGCAUUGCUGCCACCUUGAGUUGGUUAGCAGGAAGUUUGAUGGACCAACACAAAUACCGAGAUGCCAGUCAGGUUUUCGAAGAGCAACUUGAAAUCGAGAAACAUUUAGGGCCUGGUCGUGAAGCCAUUAUUGCAACAGCAAUGGAGGACCUCAUGUACUGCCAUUCAAUGCAGGAGAAAACCAAUGUUACAAAACAGCCUGCCAAUCACCAGCAAGCAUCUGAGAGUGAAUGGCUCAAGCUGGUAGCCAAGUCACUAAAUGGUAAAGAAGUGCAAUUGAAGGCAAAAGCAUCUGAUACUAUUGCCACACUGAAGAAGCAACUUGGUAGCAAGGACGAUUCUUCAUCCAUGGAUCAACUGCUCGUUGUGAAUGGAAAACAAUUACGUGAUGAGCAAACAUUGUCUGAGGCAGGAUUGACUAAUGGAAUGAAAAUGAAGUGUGUGUCAUGCCCACGGGCAGUGACGAGCAUGGGAUCCGAUGUUGGUGAGUUAUUUGUGCGAGCUCUAGAGCAAGGAUCGAUUGAAAUAACUCGAGUCAAGAUUGUCAUUGUGGGCAAGGACAGAACGGGGAAGUCGUCUUUCAAACGAUCCUUGCUCAAUGAGAAGUUCCAGGUAUGUGAAGCGAGCACACCCGUGGCUAAGGCAGAAGUGGCCGUUUGUGAAGCAUGCAACUGGAGAGCUUUGCAUGACAAAGACCAGCAAUUUUUAGACAGACAAAUAGCUAGAGCAGCGAUCCAUGCACAGCAUGCUUCUAAUGUAAACGAGGCAGGUAGUAAGGGUGCCGACAAUGAAGAUGGACAAGCUGCAAACGGUCAAUUUGGCAUAAACACAAGCAAGCCGCGUGAAGCGACUGUGUUGAAUCAAGAUACUGCAAUCAAGACAAACACAGACAAACUAGACAAAGCAGCUGCAUCUAUCGGUGAUGCCGAAAGCAGCACGAGCAGCGACAAAUUGGAUGAAGCCAUUGUUCUGACCGAAGGAAUCGGUCGUGCUAUAAAGCAGUUUCAAAGUGAUCGCGAUAUUCUAAAGCAAGAAGAAUCAAAAGUUUACUAUACCAUCUGGGAUUUAGGAGGUCAGGAACUCCUUCUUCCUGGUCAACAACAAGCCAUCACACCGAGAAGUAUCGUUUUUCUCGUGUUUGAUGCAAGGAAGUUUCUCAAUGACGAGGCCGAAUCGUCUCACCGUUCUUCCCCUGACUCGGAAGAAACCCCGAUUCCUAACAUGUGGAUCGAAAAGAAUUACGAUGCUUUGUCUUUAUGGGGAUCCGCGACUUUCUUGGCAAGAGCCGAGGGUCACCAUUUAAUUGAUUCUCUUGACAAGUUAUUGGCAUGCGCAUCACCUAUUAUUUUCUUGAUUGGAACACACAUCGCCGAAGUCAGUGAAGAGAUGAUACAGAAGCAGAAUAAAUUUCUGUCUGAGAAGUUUUUUGGUCAGAAAUUUACGGAGCACAUCUACCGACCAAGCCAGCAACCUGAUGAUUGGUUUUUUCGUGUUGAAAACUCGGUGUCCGAUCCAGAAUCUCCAAUCAAGGAUCCGGGUGUAGUUGCAGUGAAACAAGUCAUUGGAAAGGUGACAAAUUCUGUGUCAUUUAAAAGUUUGAUACCAGCGACUUGGGCGGUGCUGGAGAAAAUCUGCGAUGGUCUAGAAGAGAAGAUGGGCAGUGCCUUGUCUAAUGUCAAAGUUAUCUUGGCUUUGGCCAAUCGAUUAUGUCGUAUCUCUGAAGAGAAAGAAGUGCGUGCGGCUCUGGUGUAUUUGGAUGACGCCGGAUCAGUAAUAUUCCCUCAGAAGAGUGAGAAACUGAAGGAUACGGUCGUCACCAAACCGAAUUGGCUUUUUACGGUUUUCUCAGUUAUUGCAUCAGUCCAUUAUCCUUCUGGGUUAUUUUGUAUGUAUUGGACUCAAGCAAAGACAACAGGAAUCGUUAGCUGGGAGCUGAUGAAGGAUUGCCUUAGAAAGGCAGGAGUAAAAGAAGAAGAAUACGAAGUCGUAUUGAAUUUGUUGAAUUGCUUUUAUUUGCUCUCCCCUAAAUCUCCACCAUCUCAACUAGCAAUUUCUUAUGAAACGGAAUACUUCGUUCCAUGUUUGCUGGAGUCUGACCCAAACUCGCCACUAGCAGCUGCUGCUCCAGUCAAUCCUAACGAUCUCAAACCAUUCUCACUCAUUAUUUCUCCUUGCCAAAUUGCAUUUAUUCCCGAACAGCUGCAUUUCAGGCUAAUGACCUGUUGCAUCGAGGAAUAUCCUGAUGAGCCGAUGUUGACACGUCACCACUCUGUGUAUCGAGUUGAGAAAGGUGUAACGUUAGAAAUGGCUUAUCAUUCAAAGAAAUACAUCAUUUUGACCAUUGUCACAACAAGACCAUGCUAUGAAAUUGCUUCCUUAUGUACAGGCAUCCGUCUGUUUAUAACCAAAAAGCUUGAAGAAGUGAAGAAACCAGGAUUGCCUAAUUUCCACUUUUCAGUAAACAUUCAACCUUCAGGACCAGCUGUUCCUGUAGAUCCCACUCAGCUAGUAUAUAUAGACGAGUACAAACCAAGUGGAGCCACACCACUAAGAGUAAACAUUAGCAGACGUGAUGUGAAAUUAGGUCCAAAUGAAAAAGCUGCAUUAGACUGUUGGUUUCAUGAAGACAAAUAUAAUGUUCCUAGAGGAACAAUACAACAGAUGCUAAAGUAUAGAUCAGCCAGCAUAUGCACAUCUGAUGAGAUUACAGAAGUGGCAAGCAAACUUUCAGCUCGUUGGGAGGAACUUGUUUCCCGUUUGUCCUCUUCCUUAUUUACAAUCAACAAAAUAGAAGAGAUAAAAGGAGAGAACAGGGACAAGUUCUUUUUGCAAGCUCGAAAGGCACUAGACAUGUGGACUAGCCAACUUGGUGGCAAAGCCAGUCGCCAAUUACUGAUAAAGACCAUAUGUGACAUUGGGUGUAGAUUGCAAGCGGAGGAAGUUUUUGGUUACCAGUUGGUAGAAUAUGUUUCCUUGCUGAAGAAUAGAGAUUGUUGUAUUUCGUAGGUUUUGUACUGUUAUUUUGAUAUACCACAUUUUAGUUAACAUUUGCUUUUUAUAUCAUUGGAACUGCUUUGCACUAUUUUGUCCAGUAGAUUUGGUUGACAUUGUUUUUGCUGCUACGUACUGCUGCUGCUGUUGUUGUUGUUGCAUGCUGCUGCUGCUGCUCUUGGUGUUGUUGCUGCCACUGUUGGCAGUAUCAAUGCCAGCGUGGUGACAUAUGUUUUAUUGGCACAGAGGUCAGUAUACUAUUGACUUCAUCUCUACUAGGAGGACAAAAUGUAUUAAUUAAGAUGGGUUAUAAGUUUGCGUUUCUAAAUUACUCUUACCCAGUCUUUGGCUGCUGCUGCUGCUACUAUGCCACAUCUCCAAUGAAACUAAUGACCAACAAUGGCACUACAAUCCCUAUUUUGUCUCUGUGGGCUAGUCUACUGAUGAUAUGUAACCAACUCUUGUUAGUGGUCUACAGAAUGCUGUCUUUGUCUGUUUACCUAAACAACAUCUUAAUAGAAUAGAUCACAAAGAAUGCCUG